GCGAUACUCAGGAGUGCGGACAGAGAGUUCACGUUUUUCCUGGGUCGUGAAGUAAAAUCGUGGAAUAACCAAAAAUAAUGGAUUCUGUUAUACUCCUUUCUUCUUGUUUUACUGUAAUUCUCAUCACAGGCUCAUGCCACGGGUUGGAGAUCACCUCCUCAGGGCCCUCUACCAUAGAGAAGGCCAGCGGAGAGAGCGUUAAGCUGGACUGCCAGUUCACUCUGGCCGCGGAAGAUUCCGGACCUCUGGACAUCGAGUGGAGCCUCCAGCCUUCAGACAACCAAAAAGAAGAGAAAGUGGUAAUCCUGUACGUGGGGGACAGGGUCUACGAGAACUACUAUCCCGAACUGAAAGGCAGGGUUCAUUUCAACUCGCCUGAUCCCAAAAAUGGAGACGCGUCCAUCAACAUAAUGUCCCUCAAGUCCUCAGACACCGGUACCUAUCAGUGUAAGGUGAAGAAAGUUCCCGGCAUUCAGAGGAGGAAGAUGCUUCUGACAGUCAUGGUGAGACCGUCUAAGCCCAGAUGUUAUGCUGAGGGGCCCACUCAGGUGGGGAAAGAUGUGGUUCUGAAGUGUGUCUCCACGGAGGGGACCAACCCCCUGAAGUACACAUGGGAGAAGACCAGUGGUAACAAACUCAUGCCUGCCUCAGCUGUCAUGGAUUCGGUAUCGGGAACUGUAAACGUACGCAACGCCACAGAGGCGGCAUCGGGAACGUACCGGUGCAUGGCCCAAAAUCGGGUGGGCACUGAGGAGUGCGUGCUGCAGCUCAACAUCACACAGCCUCCUAACACAGCAGGCAUUGUCGCCGGCGCAAUCAUCGGCGUGCUCCUCUUCCUCAUCCUGAUCGCCCUCAUCCUCUUCUGCUGUUUCCGCGCUCGUCACAAGAAGAAGUACGAGAAGGAGAUCUCCUACGAGAUCAGAGAGGAUGUGCCACCUCCCAAAAGUCGCGUCUCCACCGCGAGGAGCUUCACCAGCGUGGGGAGUCAGCGCUCCUCACUGGGCUCCAUGUCCCCCUCGAACCUCCACGAGUACACUAAAUCCCAGUACGACAAGAUCCCGUCAGAGGAGUACGAGCGACCCCCCAGCCACGCCCCCCCGCCGCCGGUGGGCAAAAUUGUAGGUCCCAACCUCAGCCGAAUGGGGGCCAUCCCAGUCAUGGUCCCCGCCCAGAACAGGGACGGGUCCAUCGUGUAGGACCGGCCCCGGGCCCCGCCCCCGCCGCCCUCCUACACCGCCUCCCCCCCCUCCCCCACAUGCACUGUGGCAUCCAGGUUUUGGGUGGGACACAAAUGCAGUUCCUGCUCUGAACCAGACAUGGUACAAGUGAGGGCAAAAUAUGAUUUUACUUCCAGAACUUUUACAGACAACGAAAAGAAGAAGAAGAGGAAGAAGAAAAACAAAACAAAACAAAAAUACUUAAUGAAGAAUGCAUAUGAAGCAUAUGGACUCAUGGCCUGUUCUUAUUUUGUAAAUACGUUAAAAAAGAAAAAAUGCAUGAUGUUUUUUAAACUUGGCUGGCCCUGUCCUGUUGUUAGCAUUUGAGGGACCUUGGUUGGUUUGCAUAUGACGUAUACUCCAACUUACCGUGACGAGGCGUCCUGCAACGGGCCAGCAAAGCAAAACGAAACGUAUUACUCCCAUGUUCUUUAACUGCCUGUGAUAUGAUCUUAUCAUUUUUCAUUUUUCCCAGUUCACCCUUUUUAAAAUACCUCAUUACACUGAGGAAGGUGUUUUUUUUUUUCACUUUUCGCUUGAAACCGAAUCUGUUUGGUCCAUUCAAAGAUCUAGUUCAUAGUUGUUUUUGGGUCUCCAGGUUACAGUAACACUGCUCUUUUGGAAGUUAGAUUCGACUGGUUUUUUUUUAUGCAGGUGAUAUCUAAAAAGAAGAAUUCAAUUCAGUUAACUGUAAAACUGUUAAAAGAUUCAAAGUUAAAAUGUGAGUUUUCUUAAAGGUAUACAGUUUAUUAGGUAUAGUUAUUUGGGGAGCCAAUCGAUAUUUCAGUUGAUGACCAUUUGGAACAUCCCAGGUGGGUGGGGCUUGGUGAUUAGCAAGGAGAACACUGAUUGGUGGAUCAUGGUUUCUUCAUGCUUGGCCUGUGGUCCCAGUCCCACCUCCUUCCCGCCAUACAGUACUCACCCUGGUCUGGAAAUGAGGGUGCAUGGUAGGAAGAGAGGAAGGGGAUGCAUAUUAUGGUUCACUGACCAAUCAGAAUUAAUUAAGUUUGACCACCAGUGUUCCCUCAGCCCAGGGUAGCCCCUUUUCUCACAUACGAAGCUCAGACCAAUUCUGGUUAGCCCUGGGACCCUGGAAGUCCAUAAUUAAAACAUAUAGACAUCAGAUCCUUUCAACAGGGCCUUCUUGUCCUUGAUACCCCCACUGUAAGUCUUUGGAUGGAUCUCCCAUCAUGUUAAAGUACAAAUUGGAAGUUUAGCCCUCUUCAUGAUUCUGUCUAUAUAGGCUGUCCUCAACAUAUAAACAAUGCUGUUAUGCAGUGGUAACUUUCUGUAGACCACAAAGGGACUCUCUCAAACGCUUUCCUCUUCAUCAUCACAACCGUGCCUUUAUUGCUCUGGCUAUAAUUCACUGAUUUGAUGAGUUGGCAAUACCACCAUGUAUAUUUACAGUUGGAUUAUUAGUACUAAGUUGCUAAGCCAAAAUAAGUGUUUCAGACAGAUAUGUUAGGCCAUGUAGCUUGUGUCAGUGUGUUCCUCAUCCUGCCUCUUCAGACUCACAGCACUGCACAUUGUCUCUCUCUCUCUCUCUGUCUCUCAGAGCUCUGUCACAUCAGAUUGAACUCAUCAGCUAGUUUAUCAAACCUUUAAUUAGCAGGAGCAGGUGUGUCAGCGCAGAAGGAGAGAGAGAGAGAGAGAGAGAUGUGUAAUGUACGGUGGGCGGUGGUUCAGGAAGCAGGAUUGGGAAGCGCUGACCUGUAUGAUCCAUAUUCACUUAGAGAAGGAUGAUGAGUUCUGAGCAGACUUAUCCUGUGAUGCUUAAACGAAGAUCUGCCAACUGUCGUAUACUUGGGGGGGUUCUGUUCGCAACAUAUGUUUUUCUUUUCAAACCCUCGUUAAUACUGUCAUUAUCUGUGUUGCCGCCUUUUUUUUCUUUUCUUUUUUUUUUUCUUAGCAAACAGGGUUCUUGUUGAAUGUGUAAAUAUACUGUAAUUGUAAUCUCUAGAGCUAAUCGAAGAAGUCAUUUCCAGUGAAACAUACAAUACUGUUGACGUAUGAAGCAUCUGAAAAAACUGUCUUGAGAGAGGAUAAAGAAAAGUUUAAAACAUAGGGACACUGUACUGAAACACUUUCAAAUUGUAUGAUUCAGUUAUGAAGGAAACGUGACUCGUUUGCAACAGUAACAGUGUUGCUAUCUUGUUACAGAAGGACAUGCCAGCUUUCCAGGCAUACUGAAGUUUAAUUUCCCCCAACUGAAAUUACCGUGAAAUUCUGCUUCCUGUUCUUAAACACAAAUUUUGAGAGAGUUGCUUUCCUUUCAGAGGCCUGCAAACUGAAUGUGAGUCUACCUGCUCUUGUCUGGAUGGGGGUCUGUGAAGUAUUUCAGUUAAAACUAGAUGUUCAACCGCUGAACAGUCUGUACAAAGCCAUUAGAGAUAGGGAAAUUGUACAGUCCUCUAAUUAAAACGAUCUCUUUGGAUAACUUAAACUGUAGCUUUUAAACUGUGUACUAAUAUCACAUGAAAACUUUUUCCCCUCUUUUGGUUUGCACAACAUGUAAAAAAAACUCAUUUUCUUUCUU
Molecule: messenger RNA, 3756 nt
Organism: Chanos chanos (milkfish)
Lineage: Eukaryota; Metazoa; Chordata; Actinopteri; Gonorynchiformes; Chanidae
Gene: cxadr
Product: CXADR Ig-like cell adhesion molecule
Exons: 7
Coding region: 78-1196 (372 amino acids)
Biological process (GO): homotypic cell-cell adhesion
Cellular component (GO): bicellular tight junction; basolateral plasma membrane; intercalated disc
Molecular function (GO): cell adhesion molecule binding
Source: RefSeq, a predicted model, not a curated record